Messenger RNA from Microcebus murinus (gray mouse lemur), 3433 nucleotides. RefSeq names its product citramalyl-CoA lyase (gene CLYBL). Gene Ontology annotation, molecular function: (S)-citramalyl-CoA lyase activity. The record is from RefSeq and is a predicted model, not a curated record. Gene Ontology annotation, biological process: regulation of cobalamin catabolic process. NCBI's taxonomy places the organism in Eukaryota, Metazoa, Chordata, Mammalia, Primates, Cheirogaleidae.
AGAUGGCGCUACGUAUGCUGAGGAGGGCGGCGCGCGGAGCGGCGGCGGCGGCCGCGCUGCUGAGGCCGAAAGCGUCUCCAGCAGCUGAUGUCUCCAGGCUUGGAUAUAGUUCCUUGUCAAAUCACAAGUACAUUCCCCGGAGGGCAGUGCUCUACGUACCUGGAAAUGAUGAGAAGAAAAUAAAGAAGAUUCCGUCCUUGAAUGUAGAUUGUGCAGUGCUCGACUGUGAAGAUGGUGUGGCUGCAAACAAAAAGAAUGAAGCUCGACUGAGAAUUGUAAAAACUCUUGAAGACUUUGACCUGGGCCCAACUGAAAAGUGUGUGAGAGUCAACUCGGUGUCCAGUGGUCUGGCUGAAGAAGACCUAGAGACCCUUCUGCAAUCCCGGGUCCUUCCUUCCAGCCUCAUGCUACCAAAGGUGGAAAGUCCUGAAGAAAUCCAGUGGUUUUCAGACAAAUUUUCACUAUACUUAAAAGGCCGAAAACUUGAACAACCAAUGAACUUAAUCCCUUUUGUGGAAACUGCAAUGGGUUUGCUUAAUUUUAAGGCUGUGUGUGAAGAAACACUAAAGACUGGGCCUCAAGUGGGUCUUUUUCUAGAUGCAGUCGUGUUUGGAGGAGAAGACUUUCGCGCAAGCAUAGGUGCAACAAGUAGCAAAGAUACCCAGGAUAUUCUCUACGCCCGACAAAUGAUCGUUGUCAUAGCAAAGGCCUUUGGUCUGCAAGCCAUAGAUCUGGUGUACAUUGACUUUCGAGAUGGAGAUGGGCUUCUUAGACAGUCAAGAGAAGGAGCUGCCAUGGGCUUCACUGGUAAGCAGGUGAUCCACCCUAACCAAAUUGCAGUGGUCCAGGAGCAGUUUUCUCCUUCCCCUGAAAAAAUUAAGUGGGCUGAAGAACUGAUUGCUGCCUUUAAAGAACAUCAGCAAUUAGGAAAGGGAGCCUUUACUUUCCAAGGGAGUAUGAUCGACAUGCCAUUACUGAAGCAGGCCCAGAACAUUGUUACGCUUGCCACAUCCAUCAAGGAAAAAUGAUCUGGCUAAAGGGUAUUGAAGCUGCGGAGGAUCAACUUGUGCUUGCCAGAGGACGCCAAUGAAGUUUGAAACACCAACAAUCAGAGAUUUUGUUUCUGUUCCUCAUUAAAUCAUGAGCUUUUGUGCCGAGACUCUGGACGACUGUUCUUUAAGAAAUUAACAGAAUGGGAAGUUUUAAACUCUACACCAACCUUUUCAUGACCUACACAGCAGCAACGCUGCUACUCUUAGACAAACUCCGCGGGGAAGGCUGUUCUGUUUAUUUAAAUUUGUAAAUAGAAAACAGUUGUUUUUUAUUUUCAUUUUUUUUUACCUCCUCCUACGCCCUUUUUGAUUAUUUCCUACAUGGUCCCUAGUGUGUGCCCCAACCCAGGGGUCUACUUUUCCCCACUUCUCCCAAUUCCUACAGGAAACCCAAGAGGCGAGUAGAGUUGAGGGUUAGAUUCAAGGAGAGGCACCAUCACCUCGAAGCAAAGUCAAGAGUCCACGGCCAUCGGCCACCGUGCAGCCCCGGCGCACAGCAGGGAGGGCAGGAAGGGGAAGAUCCAGUUCCCACGGGCAUGUGGAGGGAACCCCAUCCAGGCUGGAUGGUUCUGGGGAGACACAUUCUUGGGACACCAACUAAUGUUCCCAAACGUGGGCUCCCAGGAGACAGCUCUUCAACUGAGAUGGCACACGUUAGGCUGGGUCCCCCUUCCCCUCCUUGGUGCAGCCUCCUCAGCCCCUCAUCCGAGCAUCAUCACCUUCGCCUUGGUGGCCCUGUGCUGCCCCAGAGUUGUUGGAAGGGAAGGGGGGAGCCAGCCCCAUCCUCUCUCUGAGGGCCGGAAGCAGGAAGAUGGCAUCUCGCCAACCUCAGAGACAACUGGCCUCCAGCCAACCUGUGCCUCAGGACUCCGGACAGGGGCAGCGGGCAGCCGCUACGGAGCAGCACCCCAAGGCGCACUGUGGCCAUUACAGAGCAGCACCCCGAAGGCGCACUGUGGCAGCUGUGCCCUGCCAGGGUUCGGCCGGAACCCCGGAGUCAGGCUGCACGCUCAGUCCGCCCUCUGCUUAGAAGGAGAGACAGGAGAAAAGGAAGGCCUCUUCUCUUUUCCCCUGUCCCACACCCCCUCGGGGUGUCAAAAGCAGCACUGGCAUGGCCUGGCACAAGCUAAAGAGGAACAUAAAAGCCACCUUCGCACGUGCCUUCAGGCAGCCCUCACUUGAACUUAACUGCCCUUCCCACCCUCUGUCCAGAUCCAGAGGAUGAAAGGGCACACGUUCUAGUCUCCCCCCGGCUGCCAGCCAGCCCCCCGGCCCAUACCCAUGGGCCGCCACAAGCCUGGGCUCGCUGAGAGCCACCCCCCACUCUGAGGGAGCUCACAUGCCUGCUGAAGGCACCCCUCAGCCCGGGUCUGGGCAGUGCUGAGAGCCACAUUGGCUAGGUCUCCUGACACCCGUCGCCAACAGGCCCAGGGGUUCCUAGGUCCCCAGCCACAUUCACCACGCCCUGGCCUGUACCCCAAACUGCAUUUUGUUCCAACAAAACCACCUUACUAAGUCUCCCCAAAUGUCAGACUUACCAUCUUACCCAUAACUCGGUGGUCCCAAUUAUGGUAGAAUCAUGAGACUGGGACCCACUAGCACCAAAAACCUGGACUGAGCUCCCACUGUCUGAACAGAGACCCUAACGAGGACCCCAGAAGAGACUUCAGUCAUGGUCAGGAGCUCACUGUGCCUCAUUCCUUGAAGAACAAAACUCUAGGACGGAAAUGCUGGGGAACAAAAAUGUAUUCCCGCUCUUUUCCCACCCACAACCCUUUGGUGCCACGGAUAGCGGCGGACAGGUGGGGGAGCAUGCCCGGAUGCCCGCCAGGGGACAAGGAGGUCUGCCCGCUGCCCUGAGCCAGGAAUGGACAACAGGAAGAGGACCUUGCAGCUAAUCUGAUUAAUCAGAAGCCAUACCUGUUUCUAUUUUGUGUAGCUCAUCACAAGCCGCUUAGCCAUAUCACCCCCCUGUUAUUAAUUCUAGGGGGCUAAAUUAUGGGUAACACUAUUAAAACAUUAUCAGAACUAAUGAGAAACAAUUACUUAGAAAAUGAGCCGGGACAAGAUUGAGUCGAGAACAUCAGCGGUGAUCACCGUAGAUUAGUUUAAUAAAUCAUCAGGUGCUAGGCAAGACUGACUGUAUGUAUGCAAAGCCCCGUCACGGGAAAAUGAAAUUGAGAUUUUUUUUUUUGCAUAAUUUUUUCAUUAAUCUCAAUAGGACCCGUGUGGUGUAGAUUGCUUUAUUCCCCUAAUACCUUGCCUGAGGGGGGGUGCCCAAUAAUGUCUUCAUUGUUUUACUGAGGUCUUAAUGACAAUCUGUGACAACCUCAUUUUAAUGUAUAGAGGAUUAUAUCAUAGUCAUGUUUUAUUGAAAUGGU